GGACGUGAAUUUCUUUUUCGCUACAUAAUACAAUACGGUCGGAAAAUUCAAAUAUUCCCCUUUAAAAAUCAUAAUGGGGGUUUCACUCUGGGAACGUUUUACCCAGGCCGAUAAUAUAUUUCAAUCUCUAAGACCUCUGACCUACAUCUCCAUCAUUGGAUUAGCCCCUUUUCAUUUAAAAUCACAAAAUGAAGUUCGCACCUCUGCCUUGUCCUUUGUGGCUGGCAUAGCCCAUUUUCUGUUUUUUGUUUUGUGCUUUUUUAUGUCGCGUUGGGAGGAUGGCUCGAUUAUUGGUUACUUCUUCCAGACCAAUAUAACCAAAUUGGGUGAUGCUACCUUAUCGUUGACCGGCGUCAUAGCCAUGCUGACCAUUUUUGGAUUUGCCAUUGUCAAGAGAAGUCGCCUGAUUAACAUUAUACAGAAUAACUUGGUGGUGGAUGAGAUAUUUGUACGCCUUGGCACCAAAUUGAAUUAUCGUAAAAUUUUGUGGUACUCCUUUGUAAUUUCAUUUGGAAUGCUGCUCUUCAAUGUCAUCUAUUUGUGUGUGAGCUAUAUGCUAUUGAGAUCGGCCCAUAUAACGCCCUCGUUUGUUGUCUUCACCACAUUUGCUUUGCCUCAUAUCAAUAUCAGCAUAAUGGUCUUUAAGUUUCUGUGUACCACUCAUCUGGCGAAGAGUCGAUUUCAUAUGCUGAACGAGAUUCUUCAGGACAUUCUGGAUUCACACAUAGAGGAUAGCAAUGCCGUUGAGUUAUCACCACUGCACUCUGUGGUGCGCAUCAAUCGCAGUGUACCCAGAAGACGCCCAGCCACCAUAGUUAAAGCCAGCAAUCAGCAACGUUACAGUGUGGCCUCGAUAAUACGUCAAAAUCCUGAAUUCGCUCUCAAACAAGUUACCAACAUACACAAUGUGCUGUGUGAUAUAUGCAACACCAUUGAAGAGUAUUUCAGUUAUCCUUUGUUGGCCAUCAUAGCCAUAUCGUUUCUAUUCAUACUUUUCGAUGAUUUCUAUAUACUCGAAGUGAUGCUAAAUCCCAAUUGUGUGGAAAAGUUUGAAGCUGAUGAAUUUUUUGCCUUCUUCUUUGCCCAAAUGUUGUGGUAUGUCAUAACCAUUAUACUGAUUGUAGAAGGCAGCAGUAAUACCAUUAAGGAGAGUGGUAAAUGUGCCGCCAUUGUUCACAAGAUAUUGAAUAUAACGGAAGAUCCCGAUAUCAGAGAUCGUUUGUUGCGUUUGUCACUACAGCUGCAGCAUCGUCGUGUGCGUUUUACAGCAGCGGAACUAUUCAAUUUGGAUAGAACUUUGAUUUUCACGAUAACUGGAGCUGCUACUUGCUACCUCAUCAUUUUGGUACAAUUUCGUACCACUCAUCAUGAUCCAAAUUAUAAUGUUACGAAUUGCGUGUCUUAAAUGUCAAAUGUCUUGUAAUGUGUGCCAAAAACUUGAAUGUCA
This is a messenger RNA of Stomoxys calcitrans (stable fly), 1447 nucleotides long. RefSeq names its product putative gustatory receptor 28a (gene Gr28a). Gene Ontology annotation, cellular component: membrane; dendrite; neuronal cell body. The transcript is spliced from 3 exons. Gene Ontology annotation, biological process: sensory perception of taste. The record is from RefSeq and is a predicted model, not a curated record. Bases 74 to 1405 code for a protein of 443 amino acids. Lineage: Eukaryota; Metazoa; Arthropoda; Insecta; Diptera; Muscidae.